GUGGAAAAGCUCAUCAGUGAGAAACAAUAGCACACGAUCAUGAGUGCAUCAGUGCUAACAGGUUUACAGGCCAUGUCUCAUCCACAGUUUAUCUCUCAAGUAUCUUCAGGUAAUACGUUUUGUGCCCCACCCUCUCUUAGGACAGGUAUAUGUGUACACACGCGGGCUCACACACAGCAGACUUGCUUUCAUCGAGCUUUGGAAACUGUACACAGACGAAAAAUUGUCAGUUUGGGGCAGAAGACAGUGGAAAGUUGCUGACUUGAAGUGAACAUGGGAAACGAGCAAUCAACUCCGAAAAAACGGCAGAAGGCAAAUGCUGAGAAAAAAGUCCAAAAUGGAGAGCUGAAUGGACAUGCAGCAGCAGCUCCAGAAGAAACUGAACCUGAGACAAGCAAAGAAGCAGCAGUGGAGCAAAAGAGUGAAACCCCACCAGCCCCUGUCACAAAUCAACCAAAACCACCAGAAAAAGAGGAGGUAGACAGCAGCAAAGCCAAUGGACCCGCACAUCUGGAAACGACCCCUGAGCAAAAAACAACUAAAUCAUCAGAUGCUGAAACACACAAAAAAGCUGCAAAGCCCAGUGGAGAUGAGAUGUCUAGCUUCAUUGGUAAAAUGUUCAAAAAGAAAAGCGAACCUGUGAAACCUGCAGCAGAAAACAACGAUUCAGUGGACGCACCGGUCAAAGCAGUGGAUCUGAAAAUCGACAUGAAGCCUGAUAAAGUAUUAAUUAACGCAGACCAAAAGGAGAUUCUUGAUGAAGUCGCGGAGAAGAUCAAAUUGCAAUUGGUUGACUCCAUUCCUGUACAACCCAUAAGUUCAGGUUUUCUGACAAAGCACGUCCCGUUGGAGUCCUCAAACACAGAUGAGAUCCUUCCAGACCGGCCUGCUACACAAGAACCAGUAGCUGAAGAGCCAGUUAAAAGAAAAGCCAGGGAGUUACAUACAGGACAUCUAAAGUCUGAAGAGGAACUAUUGGUUGAUGCCCAGGCUGUAGAAGAUGAAGAACCUAAGACUGAGGAUGCUGAAAAGGCCUUGAAAGAAGACACAAAACUCAUACAACUUGUUGAAAGCAUAACGUCAGAAGAAAAGAAACAAUCAUGUGAGAACAACGUCGAUGUUGAGGAACCAGUCGUUGGAGCUGAAGAGCCAUUGCUGGUUGCUGAAGAAAUUGCAGACGAUGUCGAGGAAAUCUUCCACAUCACUCAGGAGCAAGAAAGCCUGGAUGCAGAAGAGUCAGAGGAACAUCAAGGGAACAUGUGCAAGGAAACUUUGGUGGUUACAGAAGAUCCAUCUGUGGAAGCAGCGCUGAUUGCCGGACAAGAAAUCGUUCCUGCCACUUCUGAGUUCAUCUUAGCUGUUAAUAGAUCGAUGACUGUAGAUGAGGACAGUUGGGUGAUAAUUCAAAAACCGGCUCGACCGCUGAACACCUCUGGACUUUUAGAAGAACCUGCACUCACUAGAACUAAAUGGUAUUCAGAAGAUUCUUCUCAAUUGCUUUCCCAACUGAGGUCCACAUGCACUAAAGUUUUAGAAGAUGCUUCAUAUAAGCCGCUCAGUGUCGAUGUAUGUGCUGAUGAAAGCACUAUUCACAUCACAGUUGAGCUUCGCCCGGAUGAGCUCACGUGUCUGAAUAAGGAUCCAGUGGACAUAAAGAGCAGCACAGAGCCGGAGCCGGAGGCUGAAGCUCUCAAACCCAGUCCAGUGGAAGCUGCAGAAGAAAAGAACCCGUCAGAGGAGGCCAAAGCAGCAGAAAAGACAGUUAUGAACUUUUUCAAAACAUUUGUCACUCCGACCAAAACAAGCAAAGAAGCCAAAGCCACUCCUGAUGCUUCUAAAGAGCAGUCACAGAAAGAAACCCCACCAGCACCAUCAACUAAUGUACAGGAAGCACCCAAGGCACCCCCUCCUCCUCCCCCAGCGCCACCUAAGAUGGAAAGCAAAGCAGAGCCGGCGGUGAAGAAAGAGGACACGUCUGCAACGAAAGCAGCCGCGGCAGCUGCAACAAAAGCAGAGGGAUCUGCCAAGAGCAAAACUAAAGACAGUGCAUUAGGCAAACUCUUCCGUUCAAAGCCUGUUGUGGUGGAAGAGAAAAAGCCGGUUGAGGUGCAGGUCGACGCGUCUAAGAGCAGCACUCUCGAGGCCGCCGCCAAACCUCAAGAUCCUCCAGCACCAAAACCAGAGGAGAAGAAACCAGAGAAGAAAUCCACUUUUGGAAGCAUGUUCAAACCCAAGGCACCAGAGCCCAAGAAGGAGACUCCAGCUGCUCCUCCUGCGGCAGAAGCUGCUCCACCUGUGAAGGCCAAAGAAGAGGCACCGCAAGCGACCCCGGACAACAAAUCAGCCGAAAGCACAGAGAACGCCUCCCCAAACAUGCCCCACAAGCUGGAGAAGAGGAACUCCUUCCAGCUGUUCUUCAAAAACCUGGCUAAGUAGAAACGCAGAGAUUCUCCAGGGCUAGGGAUCCCACUCAAACCUGUGAGCAUUUGCAAUCUGUGUAGUUUAACUCUUCAGCUGUAUGUAGUUUUCCGAUUAAAUGCUGUCGAGAAACAUUUCGUAAUUCUGUCCGAUGUCUAACCAUCCUGAGUAUUUUGAUAUUGCUGGCUAUUAAUCUUAAAACAGUGAUCUGUGAGGUGAUGAAAUGAUUAAUUGCAUCCAAACAAGUGUUUUAUUAUGUAAACAAAAACUUUUAUUUUGGAUGCGAUUAAUCGGCAAUAAUUACAAUACAAAAAUCAACAUUUACAGGGUGUGAACACCAUAUGGCAUCAAUUACCAUCCUAUCUAGAUUAUUAAAUUAAUUCCACAUCAGUUUAUUUGAAUUUUAAUAAAUGCUGAUUUUUAAAAAAAGUGAUAAUAUUUAAUUAAAUUGGGCGCAAAUAUAUUGCAUGUACAUUUUUUUUAUUGCAUGGAAUCUAAUAAUAUUGCAUGAAAUUUCAUUAUCUAAAUAUGUAAUUCUAAUCUUUGUUGCAAUGUAUAACUUCUCCAUAAAUAAACUAUUCUUUUUGUCAUGUAAUAUGAAUAUAAUUGUCCCCCAUUAUGGUUAUUUCAAGUGGGAUCGUCCCUGUCAGUUUUCUCAGAAAAAAAAACAUGACAACUAAAUUAUCGCAGAUAAUAAAGCACAGAAAUUGUCCAAAGUUGCUCUGGAUUCGCAGGAUUCGCUUUAGCAAAUAAAAGCCCAGUUGUCAGGGUUGCGAAGGGUUUAGCUUCAGACACCAUUAUGGACAAGUGGUAAAAAACACACACUUUCUUGCUAAGUUAGGAUCUCUAAUGUUGCGUUAUGCGUUGGUGUGUCUCACAAGGCUAAAAACGCCAUUCUGAUGCCGGAGUGCAAACGGAGCCUGCGGCACCCGAGAAGCCCAAAUAAAACCCCACCUUUGUUUUGAUCGCUCAUCUCUGCCAAAACCAUUGCGCAUAAGAACAUAUUUGCCAUAGAUGGGAGGUAUUAUGCUGAUUUACGAGGCCCAAAUUUGAAGUAACUAUCAAAUAAUAAUCCCCAUGCAUUUAGUGAGAGCAGAAGCAAGUGUAAUGAUAUACACUGUUAAGCAAGUGCCACAUGUGUUUUCGACUGGAGGGAGGAACUUGUUGUUUUCCUGCAGAGAACCGUGUCAGAGUUGUGUGUUGUGGCAUGAGAUGGAAAAGUGAAAGUGAAAAUGCAAUCCUGCAUUUCAGAUAAACUCCCUUUUCUGUGCAUGAUAAAAUGUCAAAUAUGUUAACUGAACUAACACUAUUGUCGUAUUGCAUUGCAAUUCACAUGCAUUAUGCAUUAAAAGCAUUGCAUUUUCACCUGGACAAAGCAAACAUCAUGCAUGUUUACAUGUGAAAAGAAAUAAUUUAUGUAAUCAUACACUAUCUGAUCUGAAAACAAUGACCUGUUGUCUGCUUAUUUCAAUCACUGAAACCUACAAAGCCAACUGGAAUUCCACUUAAAGUGCAAAACUUCUGAAUCACCAUAGAAAUCAAAAUAGUUUAUUUAACAUAAUGUCAAUCAAACUGAGCACCGUAUAUUAUAACAACUUACUUGGUUAUUUAAGUUUUCAACUAAAAAAAAAACCCUACACUUUGUUUUCAUUUCCACUUAGAAGAUUUAUUUAUUUAUUAAUCAUGACUUACUAACUAAACCACAUUGCAAUUAUUGUCUUGUUAUUUGCUUGGCCGUCCGGUUCUGACCAGGGGAGACUAAAAAGAAAUUAAUCUAGUUAAAUAUUUUAUUUUCUUUCUUAUUUUUAUGAACAGUACAGUUUGAGAUAAAUUUGUGGUAUAUAGUUAGGCCAUAUACAAUGUACAUUCAACUCUGCAGUCGCAUGUACUUUAUGAUUUUCUUCCUAAUUUUCUCUACAUUUGUAAAGAGUAGAAGGGCCAUAUUCAGAAUUCAGACUAUAUGCAUGAAUCUUAUACUGUCUGUAUCUUCUUUGUUGCAUAUUUCUCUAUUUAACCAAUGUAUAAAAAUAAAAUAAUAAUUUCUCUCCUCUGUAAAA
Carassius gibelio (silver crucian carp) is the source of this 4475-nucleotide messenger RNA. RefSeq names its product brain enriched myelin associated protein 1 (gene bcas1). The coding region runs from base 274 to 2436 and encodes 720 amino acids. The transcript has 12 exons. The record is from RefSeq and is a predicted model, not a curated record. Lineage: Eukaryota; Metazoa; Chordata; Actinopteri; Cypriniformes; Cyprinidae.